Messenger RNA from Pteropus alecto (black flying fox), 3732 nucleotides. Its product is annotated as zinc finger protein 14-like. NCBI's taxonomy places the organism in Eukaryota, Metazoa, Chordata, Mammalia, Chiroptera, Pteropodidae. Bases 165 to 2159 code for a protein of 664 amino acids. The record is from RefSeq and is a predicted model, not a curated record. Gene Ontology annotation, biological process: regulation of transcription by RNA polymerase II. Gene Ontology annotation, molecular function: RNA polymerase II cis-regulatory region sequence-specific DNA binding; DNA-binding transcription factor activity. The transcript is spliced from 4 exons.
GCGAUGCUCCGGGAAGUCGUGGUAGUCUGUACCCUGUGUGGCUGCCUGAGGGUUCGUGUUUUCCCUGCCUUUCAUGAUCACUGGGGUACAGCCUGUGUACAGCUGUGAUCCGUACCGGUUGUGGGAGUCGUAGGCAGAACUCGGGAGACCCAGGAAAUCUGGAAAUGGAUUUGGUGGCUUUUGAGGAUGUGGCUGUGAACUUCAGUUUGGAAGAAUGGGCUUUACUGGAUUCUUUACAGAAGGAACUCUACAGAGAUGUGAUGCGGGAAACCUUCAGGAAUCUGGCCUCAGUAGGAAAAAAAUGGGAAGAUCAUGAUAUUGAAGAUCAGUACAAAAACCGGGUUAGAAAACUAAGAAGUUUAAUAUUAGAGAGACACUGUGAAGGUGAAAAGAGUAGUCAAUGUGGAGGAAACUUCAGCCUUAUUUCAAAUCUCAAUCUGAAGAAGAAAAUUCUUUUUGGGAGAAAACCACAGAAAAACAGCGUGUGUGGGAAAGUUUUCAUGCAUCAUUCUUCUCACAGUAAGCACAUCAGAUGUCACACUGGAUAUAAGCCCUUUGAGUAUCAGAAAUAUGAAGAGAAGCCGUAUAAAUGUAACAUAUGUGGGAGAGCCUUCAGUUAUGUCCAGUGUUUUGAAAAACAUGAGAGAAAGCACAAUGGAGAAAAAACCUAUAAAUGUAAGGAAUGUGGGAAAGCCCAUAGUUCUUCAACUUCACUUCAAAUACAUGAAAGAUCCCACAUCGGAGAUAAACUCUUUGAAUGUAAACAAUGUGGUAAAGCCUACAGAUAUUACAGUGCCUUGCAAACACAUGAAAGGACCCACACAGGCCAGAAAUCCUAUGAAUGUAAACAAUGUGGUAAAGCUUUCAGUUCUCAUCUAGGUUUUCAAAUACAUGAAAGGAGUCACACUGGAGAAAAACCCUAUGAAUGUAAAAAAUGUAGUAAAGCAUUCAGUUGUCUCAGUUACCUUCGAAGUCAUGAAAAAAUUCACACUGUAGAGAAACCCUAUGAAUGUAAGGAAUGUGGAAAAGCCUUCAGAUAUUAUCAUAAUUACCAAACACAUGAAAGAAAAUUCACUGGAGAGAGGCCGUAUGAAUGUAAGGAAUGUGGAAAAGCCUUCAGGUGUUAUCAAAGUUUUCAGAAACAUGAAAGAAUUCACACUGGAGGGAAACCCUAUGAAUGUAAGGAAUGUGGGCUAGCCUAUAGAUAUUACAGUACCUUACAAAGACACAAAAGGACUCACACUGGAGAAAAACCCUAUAAAUGUAAACAAUGUGGUAAAGCCUAUAGAGGUCACAGUGCUUUACAAACACAUGAAAGGACUCACACAGGAGAGAAACCCUAUGACUGUAAGGAAUGUGGAAAAGUUUUUAUUUCUCAUCUAGGCUUCCAAAUACAUGAAAGGAGUCACACUGGAGAGAAACCUUAUGAGUGUAAACAAUGUAGUAAAUCCUUUAGUUGUGUCAGUUAUCUUCGACGUCAUGAAAAAAUUCACACUGGAGAGAAACCCUAUGAAUGUAAGCAAUGUGGGCUAGCCUACAGGUACUACAGUACCUUACAAAGACAUGAAAGAACUCAUACUGGAGAGAAACCUUAUGAAUGUAAGGAAUGUGGGCUAGCCUACAGAUAUUUCAGUACCUUACAAAGUCACGAAAGAAUUCAUACUGGAGAAAAACCUUAUGUAUGUAAGGAAUGUGGGAAAACCUUCAGAUGGUACCAAAGUUUUCAAACACAUGAAAGAAAUCACACUGGAGAGAAACCAUAUGUAUGUGAAAAAUGUAGUAAACAAUUUAGUUGUCUUCGUUAUCUUCGAAAACAUGAAAGAAAUCACACUGCAAGGAAACGCUAUGAAUGUAAAAACUGUAAUAAAGCAUUUAGGUAUCCCAGUGACCUUCAAAAACAUGAAAGAAAUCACACUGGAGAGAAACCUUUUGAAUGUAAACAAUGUGGUAAAGCCUACAAAGAUCAAAGUUCCUUACAAACACAUGAAAGAACUCAUACUGGAGAGAAACCCUAUGAAUGUAAGGAAUGUGGAAAAGCCUUCAUUUAUCACACAACAUUUAGAAGACACAUGACAACGCACACUGGCGAGAAACCAAGAAAGGUACAGAAUUUGGGAAAAGCUUCAGUAAUCCCAUUUCCUUUCGAAAGCAUGAAAUAAUUACCUGUAUAAAAACUCUUGAAUGUAAACAGCUUGGGAAAGACUAAUUGGUCCGCAUUUUUACAUGUGAAAAUUCCUAUGAAAAAGAAAUUAAAAUGUAGGUAAUGUAAGAAAGCUUGAUAGAAAUUAAUUCAGGUGUAAGUGACAGAAAACUUUCAACAUGAAACGUUUAUUAUUAGUGUUGUAAACAUAUUGUGUAUAUUGAACCUUUUUUUAUAGUGCAUCAUUGGACUGGAUUUCUAUUAAUUUCAGAAAUGAAUAUUCAUGUGAGAUAUUUCUGAGAGUUGUCUUUCGACAAUAGUACAUAAGAUAAAUAGUGCUUUUUUCUUGAAGUAUUUAAUAGUUCUAUCGAUUGUUAGCUAAGCCUAUUAGAUCCAUGGUUGAAUUGAAGUAUAUUUUUUAUAUGUUGUUAGGCUAAAUAUUUUUUAUAAUAUUUUAUUUUGUUUUAGGGGGCUAUUGAAAAAUGACAGUUUGGUAUUUGGGUGUUCCUAGUGACUUUUUCUAGUUGCCUAGUGGCAGUCCCUCUUAACACAGCUCCUUUUGGUGGGGGCGGGGUGGUGAGUAUUGGAGCUUUUUGUUUAUUUUCCAUACUAAUGACUAGUAAGAAUAAAUUUUAUGUGUGGCAAGUUUAGGAAAGAGUAUAGUAUCAUGUGAAUUUUUAUUUUCAUAUUUGGGCCUUGGCUUUUUGUUCUUCCUUCAGACUGAUGUUUGGUGAAUUGACUAUGAGCUAUGAAGAGAGACCUGUGAUAGGGCAACAAAAUCUAGAGCUGGAGAUUAUCCCUCCCGUUGGGUAAUGUUAGGAACUUGAUUUUCCAGUUCAUGUUAGAAUUCCUUUGUAGCCUUACUUCUAUGAGAUUCGGAAGGCAAAAAUGAAGACAGAUUUUGGAGCCACCAGACAGACAGAUAACUAGGAGCUUUGAUGAUAACGUCUUCCAGCCCAUUAUCCAAAUUCUUUGACCUUCCAAUCAAAACUAUUCUCAAAACCACCACCAACUGUCUGAUAUUUAUUUUCUGAGAAAUGUAGGUUUCCGCUGAUGUCUUCACAAAAUCCACAUCAAAGAUCCAUCAGUUUAGAUUUUUCUGUCACCCCUCUUAUGUCCACCAGGAAACUGUUUCAGCCUUUCAUGCUUGUGAGUAUUCUUUGGUUCCCUUCUUUGGAUUAUAUCUGUAUAAGGUCUAAUUCACAUAGGAAACAGCUUUAUGCUGUUAAUAGUUCUGGUGAGUAUGUUUUCUUGACUGACUGUGACAUCUACAAUGGUGCACUGAAAAAGAAGGACAUGGGAGUGUGUUUCUCUGCUGCCUUGACCUGGUCCUUCCAUGUGAGAAUAAGCACCUUCCUCCUGUCAGGAAGAUUGUGGAUGUUUCCUGUUACUUGUAGCUAAAUGUAAUCCCUUGGAAUGUUUUCAGUUGUGUUUGAUUGUAUGUGAUUAAAAGUAUGUCUAUUUUUUUUGGUCAAAUGAGCAUUUCUGUAGGUCUUUAAUAAAAUUUAAUUGUUAGCUAAGCUGUUGUAUACUAACAAAUAUUGUGUUUUUCAAAUGUUAAUAUGUCUCAUAAUUAGAGAUUUUAAAACAAA